UCUUUCAGCUUCACGCUUUAGUGAAGAACACUCCAGUAAGCGCUCGCAAUAUAUCUCGAUGCCAUUAGUAAAUAAACACAGCGUACAUCCAGGGUUGAAUAUACAUUUUCUAGGUGACAGAUUUUUCAGAGGCAUAUAUCCACCAUGUCAAAGGCAACCAAACGCAAGCACGUAGUCAAAGAAGUUCUGGAGGAUUAUGUCACACCAACUGAAGACCAGCAGAUCAUGAGGGUCUUGGGAAGUAAUGGCAAUAACCUCCAUGAGGCUGUGACUGGCAGUGGUGAGCGUUUUCUCCUCAGUAUGCCUACUAAGUUCCGCAAGAACAUCUGGAUCAAACGAGGAGACUUUGUCAUUGUUGAUCCCAUUAAAGAAGGAGGGAAGGUAAAAGGAGAAAUUAGCUUCAUACUUUACAGGGACCAUAUUCAGCACCUGAGGAAACUUGGUGUCUGGCCAGAAGGAUUCCAGGAGGAUCGCACAUCCGGUGAGAGAAACGAAGGGACACCGAAAGAAAGACGUGAAGGAAAAGAAGAGGAGGAGGAGGGUGACAGCGAAUCUGAGGAUGAUGACAGCGAUCUGUUUGUGAACACCAAUCGUGCUACUGUUCUUUACAGUGAGAGUGAGGAAGAAACAGAUGAAGAUGAGGAAAAUAAAGGAAGAACAUAAAUCUACAAAUGAUACCACAACAUGACCAAGAACAGCUUGCCGUGGUUAGAAACGUGGAAAAACCCCAUUGAUGCCUGAUUCCAAUUUAAAACGUUUGUUUCAGUAAAAAGGAAACUUGAUUAUGUAUAUGUAUCAUAAUUAUUGUAAAUAAGGCGUGUAAUAAAUUCUCUUUCGUA
Messenger RNA from Danio aesculapii, 839 nucleotides. It is a transcript of the gene eif1ad, whose product is annotated as eukaryotic translation initiation factor 1A domain containing. The record is from RefSeq and is a predicted model, not a curated record. Gene Ontology annotation, cellular component: nucleus. Gene Ontology annotation, biological process: translational initiation. Lineage: Eukaryota; Metazoa; Chordata; Actinopteri; Cypriniformes; Danionidae. Gene Ontology annotation, molecular function: RNA binding; translation initiation factor activity. The coding region runs from base 145 to 663 and encodes 172 amino acids. The transcript has 5 exons.